AUGGCCCCGUCCGAGACCUUCCUUAGACUCCAUGAACUCAGUCGGAAGAGUCGCGGGGCGGAAUACAUGGAUGCGGCGGCGCUCCCGUCCGCGUCUCAUCUGGAACGGGAGUUCGGGCUCUUCAACCCCGAGGGCAGCGGUUGCUGUCCGACGGUGGACGCGACAGGCGCGGUGACGUGCACUUGCUCGGGCUGUGAACGCUGGAGCAAGUACGUCGCGGGUACCCUCGGCGAAAGAUGGCCCACGUACAAGCAGUACGAGGUCCUCACCGCGGAGUACGUCGCUCAACUUGCGCGGUACCUCCGCAGCAGGAGGAGCGAGAUCAUCGGCGCCGACGACGUCGGCGAGCCGCUUCGAAGCUUAAGGGUUUUGGAACUCGGGGCGGGAGACGGCCGGCUGACUCGACACCUACGCGAGGAGCUCGACGGUCACUCCGUCGAGGUGUACGCCACGGACGACCACUCGCUGGGUCUCGCGAGAGGUUCCGCUCACGGCGUCGUCGCCGCCGACGCGCUUGACGCGAUUGCGCUCGCGGGCGGCGCCGCGAGGUCGCCCAUCGACGGGUCGUCCAACGUUCCGGCGGCGUGCGACGUCGCGCUGGUGUGCUGGCAGCCCAUGGGCGUGGACUGGACCGCCGCCAUUCGCGCGUCCGCGUCGUUCCAGGAGUACUUGUUGAUCGGUGAAGUGGACGACGGGAUAUGCGGGCACCGACGUCUGACGUGGGGUCUCGAGGACGACGACGACGCGGGGGACUCCGAGGACGACGGAAACGGCGAAGGGGCGGGGAGGGGGCACGCGAUGCCAUCCUACGUGACGGACGGAUGGACCAGGGUGGACGUCACGGAUGAGCUGGGCGGCAGGCAGAUAUGUCGAACCGACGAGCGAUGGCUCUCCGGACGGCGCUCCAGGUCGACUUCGUUUCGCCGGGGGGCCCGUUCUUAG
Molecule: messenger RNA, 942 nt
Organism: Micromonas commoda
Lineage: Eukaryota; Viridiplantae; Chlorophyta; Mamiellophyceae; Mamiellales; Mamiellaceae
Exons: 1
Coding region: 1-942 (313 amino acids)
Source: RefSeq, a predicted model, not a curated record